AGCGUGUUGACGGGCUUUUGAUUUUUGGUGUCCGGUUUGUUCUCUCUGUUUUUUGUUUUUUCCUUCUGUUUUUGUGUUAAAGCGUGGAUCAAAGGUUCUCUAUCUAACGGAAAUUUAACUCUAUAGCCCCCAAAAACACACACACACAAAGCAAAGCAAAUAUAUUUAUUUAUGGAUGUUAUAUUCUGGAUAAAAAAGGCUAAUAACCCUAUUUUUGUAAAAGAGAAAAAAAACAAAUGCAAACGGUUUCAUCUUCUUUUUUCUUCUUCUUCUGUGUGUUCUCGCGGUGGUUCACUUGAGUAAGACUCUCCCUUUGCGUGUGUUUGUGCUUCGCCAAAGAAAAUCAAAACUGGUCCCAUUUCUUUGUUUAUCCUUGGACUCCUCGGAAAGAAAAGAGAAGUUGGUCAACGAAGGGAUUGGUGCACGCCGUCCAACGCGGUCCGGCGCGUACAGUUGCAAGAAAGAAAAACUCUGCGCGUUUUCGGCGGAGAGUAAACGUUCAAUCCGCUGCGGUGCACGACUCUCUUUUGUACUCUGCGGCGAGUUGCGCGAAGGAUGUUCGUGACGUACGCUGCUUUUUGCUCUCUCUCUUCUCUGGUCGCUGUGGGUGCCUCAUUUACACCUGUUUCUUCUCCCUGCAACACCACUCUCUCAUCACCACAAGAGCUAUUUUACUUGUUCGCCCUCACAAAUAUAUAUUUAUAUAUAUACUUUAGGCGGCACCUCCGUCGCCUUCUGUCGCAACGCACUUUUCCGUGUUCAAAGCAAGCCCCUCCAAAAGGAAGAAAAGCGCAACAGUGCCUCUCCACUUUUCUCGCUUAUCAAAUAGCCACAACAACACCGUUCUUUUGCUUGCUUCGCAAUGAGCAUCGGUGCGGCAGGUCCGUCUACGAGCCCGCCGGGGUCGCCAACUUCACCGACGGCGCCCGCGUCCCCAAUAAACGCCGGCCCAGCCGCCCUCUCGCCUCAGAGUGGCGCCCUCACGACCACGCCGACCACUGGGACGGUGGGGGCUGCCAACACCGGCGGCGCCAUGACGACGAACGCGUCUGGUGAUCUCACCAACCCGAACGGCUACAACUCCAUGGGCUACGGUGGCAUGGGCUACGGUGGCAUGGGUUACGGCAUGGACCCUUACGGUAUGGGCAUGGGGUACGGUGGUAUGGGCAUGGGGUACGGUGGCUUAGGAAUGAUGGGCAUGGGUGGCAUGGGUAUGAUGGGGAUGGGCAUGUACGGCAUGACACCCGAGGCGCAGCGAGCACAGAUGAUGAUGAUGAUGACGAACAGCAUUAUGCAGCUGUGGGGGAUGUUUUCACAGGUCAUGCAGAUGACCCUCGGCAGCGCAGUGCAGUUCGUCGGCGAGUACGUCGGCAUUAACCAGCGCCUCGGACAAAUAGAGGAGGAGCAUCUGAACCUGGAGGAGCGCUAUCAGAAUCGCAAGUACGACCUGCGCAAGGCGCUCGCUGAUAUUCCGAAGGAGCAGCGCUACGUGCCCAAGGCGCCACGCAUGAAGAAGCCGAAGCAGCCGUCGAUGGUACGACGCUUCAUUGUUCGCUUGCUGCGCCACGUCGCCUUCUUUGUCGUGGCGUACUUCGUGGCGAGGAAGCUCGCGUCGUGGGUCACGGCCAGGUCAGGCAAGAAGCUGUUAGAGACGUCCGCCUCAAAGGUGUUUUCGGCACCAUCAAAAUUAAACUAA
Molecule: messenger RNA, 1696 nt
Organism: Leptomonas pyrrhocoris
Lineage: Eukaryota; Euglenozoa; Kinetoplastea; Trypanosomatida; Trypanosomatidae
Exons: 1
Coding region: 863-1696 (277 amino acids)
Biological process (GO): protein import into peroxisome matrix, docking
Cellular component (GO): peroxisomal membrane; peroxisomal importomer complex; peroxisome
Source: RefSeq, a predicted model, not a curated record